This is a messenger RNA of Aspergillus thermomutatus, 2724 nucleotides long. Its product is annotated as putative DNA repair protein (Rad57). The transcript is spliced from 3 exons. Gene Ontology annotation, molecular function: single-stranded DNA binding; double-stranded DNA binding; ATP-dependent DNA damage sensor activity. Gene Ontology annotation, biological process: DNA strand invasion; DNA recombinase assembly; mitotic recombination. The record is from RefSeq and is a predicted model, not a curated record. Bases 1 to 2724 code for a protein of 907 amino acids. Lineage: Eukaryota; Fungi; Ascomycota; Eurotiomycetes; Eurotiales; Aspergillaceae.
AUGACGGACGUGAAGGAGUGCGAGCCCCCGAAGAAGAUCGGGCAGGAUGUCUAUCUCUACGAGGGUUCUGCCUACAACAGCAAUGGGGCCAAUUCCGACCCUUCACUCAUCAUCCUAUGUACUUGGCUUGGAGGAGCGAGUCCUCGACGCAUCAACAAAUACGUGGCGCGAUAUCGAGCCAUUUUUCCAGAAUCAUCCAUCCUUCUCAUUACCACCACAUUACCGGAUAUCACCAUCCGUCCUUUUAGCAUGCUGCGUGCGCGAUUGAAACCAGCUCGUGAAGCCAUCUGUCACAUUUUCUCUCAGAAAGCCGAAGAUACAACUGGAUGCAAGAACGAUGCUCUGCUACAUGCCUUUUCCCACGGAGGAUGCAACACAGCCAUUCAGUUGGCGCUCUCCAUGAAGGAAAAUAGCGGUCCAGAUGCGUUGCAUCAUCUCCCCCUAAGAGGCGUCAUCUUCGAUUGCUGUCCUGGGGAGACCGAUUUCCGCCGAUCAUACAAUGCUGCCGUUCUCUCUCUUCCUCGGGGUGGUAAAUUGGUCCAGCUUGUCGGCAGGGCUGUGUUGUACACGACCGUGGGGACGAUCACCAGCAUCCAGAACAUGGGGCUUAUGAGCUCUGUCAAUGACCUGCGGCAUCAACUAAAUGACGAGGCGGUGCUGGGACGCCAGGUCCGAAGGCUGUACAUGUGCUCGCGAGCGGAUACCACUGUCGACUGGCGCGAUGUGCUGUCGCACAUGGAGACGGCUCGAGAGCAGGGAUACCAAGCUAAUGGGGUGAUUUUUCGGAACAGCCCGCAUUGUGCGCUGAUGCUAGAGGAUGAGAAGAAAUACUGGACGAGCAUUGAACAGUUUUGGAGGGAGCAGGAUCUAUUGUACAAGGUUGAUGGUCCUGCAUCUGCUCUUGAAGGUGGCUCGACAAACAUAGACGGCUCAUUACCUCGUAGUAAACUUGCGACAUCCGUAAUCGCUCAUCACCCGCUCCCCUCCCAACGCGCGUUGUUGAUCUUCUGCUCUCUUUCCUCAGUCACGCAUAUGGAUCUGUUAUCGAUCCUACCCGGCUUUCAAACACGACCAUAUGCUCAUAUCAUACCCCCCCUCGAGAGGAACAAAAUAACCACCGCCGAUCUCAUCACCCUCGAUAAUCUCGAGAUCGCGAAACGCGCUCACGUCCCCCCCGCGGACCUUCGCCGACUAACCACUCAAGUUGUCCAGGCGUUGCACAAGGACAUUGGAUUCAAAGAGGCUUGUGAGGAAGAUGAUGCUGUUGAGCCGAGCUCCAGCAUUGACAUCGAAAAGCCUCUCAUCCUUGGUCCAUCGACCAAGCUAGACUUAUCGCGAUGGAGUGCGAUCAGCACUCUGGACCCCGUGUUGGAUGAGCUGCUCAAUGGUGGUCUGCCGACUGGCUAUUUGACCGAGGUGACCGGAGAAAGUGGGAGCGGCAAGACGCAAUUUCUCCUCAGCCUCCUUCUAGCGGUGCAACUUCCAGAGCCUCGAGGUCUAGGGAAAGGCGCAAUCUACAUCUCGACAGAGGCCCCGUUGGCUACAUUGCGGCUGUCGCAGCUGCUCGAGUAUCAUCCUUACCUCUCGACCCUCCCGAAAGACCGCGCCCCGACACUGGAGAACAUUCUCUCCAUCAAUGCGAUGGAUCUGGAAACCCAAGAUCAUAUCCUCAACUACCAGUUGCCCGUUGCGAUUACCCGCUACGAUGUCGGCCUCGUAGUCAUCGACUCGAUAACUUCCAAUUACAGAGCAGAACAUACAUCUCACAACGUCCUGGGCCUGUCUACCCGGUCUGGGGAACUGGCAAGACUUGGCCAGCUGCUGCGCAACCUAGCCGUCGCAAAGAAUAUCGCGAUUGUUGUCGCAAAUCAAGUCUCGGACCGCUUCGAUCCUCUCGAGAGUAAUCCAGCAUUGCUGCGCGCCGCCGCAUACGGAAAUACUGUUGUCUCGUCCUCGCCGGUUUCGACACAGCCACAACCACAGCCGACGACGCCAGGACACCGCGACUUAGCCGUCGCUUCACCACUUCCCGCUGCCCGAUCUAGGCCUCCGGAGUCCGGCAAUGCCGAGCUGUCUCCUCACAUCACGAUCGCUCCGCCUUCCCCAUCCCCAGCCCUCCCCUCCUCGCCAUUCGUCGCGGACGACGACCAGCAGCAGAACCAGCAAGAUUUCGACGGCUCGUACGUGAUCGGCAACCCCGUGCGCAACGAGCUGCUGAGCCUGGUGCACCAGCAACGAUUCUUCACCGGGUGGGGCGAUACGCCGCAGGCUGCCGCGACGCCUUCACCAUACUACCUCUCCCGACAGCCCACGCACAAGACGCCCGCACUGGGCUUUGUCUGGUCAUCCCAGAUAGCGUGCAGGAUUGCCCUAAAGAAGGAGGAGAUCCCGACCACGCUUGAUCCUGCUUUCGAGCCAAAGAGCACAGACCAUCUGUCUCCAGCUUCACAACCACAUGGUGGAACCAAACCGGCGUCAGACGGUAAGGAGCACCGAAUCGAUCACCACGUCCCGGAAAUCCACUCAGAUAUCCCACCAACAGCACCAGAUACAAUUCCCCCACGCACGCUCCGAAGAACCAUGAAACUGGUCUUUGCGCCUUGGACCGCCGGGACGGUAACAACUACCGUCGACAAGGACGGGGACCCCGCCGUUUUCCUCCAAGAUGAGGUUGAAUAUACCAUCUGGAAGGGAGGAUUGAAGAGUGUGGAAGUGCAAGAGUAG